Molecule: messenger RNA, 636 nt
Organism: Camellia sinensis
Lineage: Eukaryota; Viridiplantae; Streptophyta; Magnoliopsida; Ericales; Theaceae
Source: RefSeq, a predicted model, not a curated record
AUGAGUACCAGAUUCAUUGCUGAGGAAUCUUUUACUUUUGAAGCAAAUGAUUUUAUUGAAAGAACCACACUCGAAAAUAUAGACUUCGGUUGUGGGACAAGGAACAUAGAUGGCUCAGGGUUAGGCGUUCCAGGCAUUAUAGGUUUGGGUAAUGAUCGCGUCUCGGUAAUUCGACAGCUGAAUUAUCCUUACUUCUCUUACUGUAUUACUGUCGGUGGGGAGGACGAGGAAGUAAAUCUACCAAAAGAAUUUUUUGACUAUGGUUUUGUCAUUGACUCUGGGAGUAUUUAUACAGCACUCUACAAUGGUGCAUUCGAUGCAUUAAUUGAAAAAGUGAAGUCAAUGUAUGAUGAUGAAGCGGAGAAAUUUGGUAAUUAUGAAUUAUGCUAUGAAGAGAUUUCUGAUGUACCAGAAAUAGUGUUCAAGUUUAAGGACUUGGACUUUAGGCUACGCGACCAAAACACCUGGCUACGUGCUCCUAAUGGAUUCUUAUGUUUGGCAAUGUUUAGGGCGAACGAAACUUCUAUUUUCGGAAUGCACCAACAGAGGGGAGUAAAUGUCGGCUUUGAUUUGAGAUAUGAAAAGCUUAGCUUGAAGUAUGCAAAUUCUUGUCCAGACGACGACCAGGAGGAUUGA